AUGGCCAAGAUCAAUUUAAAAAAGACAUCCUAUGCUGGAACUAACUGGCUGAUUGAGAUUGUCUGCUUAAUUCAGACCAAGGGGAAUCCCAAAUGGAUUCAAUCUGUGCCCGUCUGGGAACGCUCACCCUGGGUAGAGACUGAAAUAGGAUAUCCAAUUUUAAUCAAUCAGGAAGGACCACGCCUCAUCAGCUCUCAUCUUCCCUUACAUCUUUUCCCCAAGUCUUUCUUCAGUUCCAAGGCUAAGAUGAUCUAUGUCAUCAGAAAUCCCAGAGAUGUUCUUGUGUCUGGUUAUUUUUUCUUUCAUAAGACAAACCUUGUUAAGAAUCCAGGUUCCCUGAUAAAGUAUUUUGAAUGGUUCCUCAAAGGAAAUG
This is a messenger RNA of Microtus ochrogaster (prairie vole), 373 nucleotides long. RefSeq names its product bile salt sulfotransferase 1-like. Lineage: Eukaryota; Metazoa; Chordata; Mammalia; Rodentia; Cricetidae. The transcript is spliced from 3 exons. The record is from RefSeq and is a predicted model, not a curated record. The annotation marks the transcript as partial. Gene Ontology annotation, molecular function: sulfotransferase activity.